AGCGCCCAUGUACUCCGUGCUUUCACAUUAACAAGGACAGCACUGUCGACCAAUCAGAUUCUAGUGUUCCACGAGUGGGCGUGGCACUUCCUCAUGAAUAUCCAACAAGCGCACUCGCUCGGCAGUGGCACAGAGAACAAGGGGUUCGUGUAGUGUUGUUUUUGCAUCCUAAAGCGUUGGUAUAGACAAACGGGCCUGAAGGCAGCACUAGUGGUGAAACCCACGACCGUUCGCGCCUGUGGCUGAAGCUUUCAUUGAUUCCCGGUGGAGGACGCUCUCGGUACCGUUAGGAACAUCUCCCCUGUUUGCUCGAAGCUUAGUGGCGAACAAUGUCUGGCAAAGCUGCGGUGACAGUGGCGCUUAAGCCAAGCGGCGACGUCGUCAAAGCGACUCCGCAGAAGUCCUACCCUUAUGUGUUAAAGAAGAUCAUGGACAUCCCUCCUCCCAUCAUCCUGGAGGAAGGCGACGACGAAAUAGAGAAGGAGAAGCUGUGCUCCUCUGAGGAUGUGGAGGGAGGCGGGGCUGGAGCAGCCAGUGGUGGUGGUGGAGGGGUGUCAGCCUCCUUGACCCCAGCCAUUUGGGAAAAGACCAUUCCCUAUGAUGGGGAGACCUUCCACUUGGAGUACAUGGACCUGGAUGAGUUCCUCCUGGAGAACGGGAUCCCUGCGAGCCUAGAGGAGGAGGAGCUGCAGAAGACUCUGGCCUCGGUGGGACUCAAAGGCAAAUACAUCCCUAAGGUUACUUCUACUACUACUACUACUUCUGCUGCAGCCCCUGCUCCCACCUCGGCAUCAGCCCCCUCCGUCCCCGCUGCCUCUACGGUCACCUCAGACCCAGAGGAAGCGCUGACAGUCACUACGUUACAGACAGCCAAGUUAGAAGAAGAAGAGGAAGAAGAGGAGGAGGAAGAGGAGGAGGAGGAAGAAGGACAAGAAGAGGAAUCUUUUUCUGAAGAGGCAAGAGCAGAAGUGGAAGUGAAAGAGGAGAAAACCGAUUGUAUCCCUGUAGAACGUCGCACUCCCUCCCCCAUCGACCCAGAAGCCAUUGAGGUGGACGUUAACUUCCAGCCGGACCCCACAGACCUGGUCCUGUCCAGCGUGCCGGGGGGAGAGCUGUUCAACCCGCGCAAACACAAGUUCUCUGACGAGGAGCUGAAACCGCAGCCUAUGAUCAAGAAGGCCAAGAAAGUGUUUGUUCCUGAUGAGCAGAAGGAUGACAAGUACUGGUCCAGGAGAAAGAAGAACAACGUGGCAGCCAAGCGUUCUCGUGACGCCCGGCGGCUGAAGGAGAACCAGAUCACGGUGCGCGCCUCCUUCCUGGAGCGGGAAAACGCAGCGCUGCGGCUGCAAGUGGCCGAGCUGCGGAAGGACUGCGGUCGCUGCAAAAACAUCCUGACCCGAUAUGAGGCUAAGUAUGGUCCGCUGUAAGAAGAAGAAGAAAAAACAAACACUCUGAAUAAAACCCACGAAUUAUCAAUGAGACAAAAAGCAGAACUCUCUUCCCCGCAGAAUUCAACAUAGACACAAACCACCAAGGAAAUCAAAAUUUUGUGCUGUUGUCUUUGCUGACCUCCAGUCACUGUGUCGAGCUCCAGCUGUUGUUUGAACGUAUGCUGGAGUUCUGGAUACACACUGGCAGGCAGUGAGGCAUGAUGGGAGUGGUGAUCACAGGAAGUCCUGUGGAGAGCGCCUGGCUCCUACACUCGAGAGGAAGGGGAUGAUUGUGGACACUCCCAUGGUCAAACACACAUGGAAAAUCUGGUCUUUCUCAAGACAGUUUUCAAGAAAGUCAGGAAAUAAGAAAAGAGCAGUCUGGUACAAAAGAAUCCCAGGCCUUUAAAUACUACACCAAUCAGUUUUUAUCACUGCACAGCACUUCUUCUUAGUGGACCAAAGCAUGAGCAACGUCAGUUAGAAGUCCCGUGUUUAGAACGGUGCACACUUGUCGUCCGUCCCUCACAUUUUCUUGUGUUGCACCUUUGUUUUGUGUCUGUACUUCCUUUCAAAAUACUCCGGCUGAGUCUCAGACAAUAGGAGGAUAGAAGAGGCACCGAUAAGUACACGGAUGAAAGAGCAGGGGACAGAGUCGCAGUAGCACUUCCAGCCUGAAGAGAGCUCAGGUCUGCAGAGGAGAAAAGGACGAGAGUCCGUUAGUUCUUCCUUCUUAUACUAUUGACUUUAUUCAGGACACAAAUGCAAGGUCCAUAGUACGUUACAUUUUUUCAUUUUUUUUUUCAAUAUUUACAAAAUGUCUAACAACCCACAUGCAAAACUGUAUAUUUAGCCAUCUCCCUGCACCACAUGGAUCCGUGCGUGUAUCAGCGUGUUAUCCAUUUUUGCACUUUCUCUUAAAAAAACACAGUAAAGAUUACAGAUUACAGUGGUGGUUAUCUACAUAGAUUUCUUUUUUUUUUUUCAUCCCCGUUGGAAAAUCACAUGCCACAUGAGCCACGCACAAACAAAAAAUACACUGAACAAAGAAUAGUGCAGGGAAUUCAUCUGAAAAAAACACAAUCCUUCAACUAACUUAUUUACCACCACCACCAUUGGAGACACAGUAGCUUAUUAGGGGGAAAAAAACAUGCAUGACUUACAAUUAAAAGCUACUGUGAUCUAGUUACCUUUUCUACUAACCAGCUUCCAGAGCCUCACACAAGAUGUUGUUAAAGAAGGCAGACUUUGGGUUUCCUUAAAAGAUGAUAUUUUAGAAAACAAAGAGAGAGUUGUAGUUUCUUUUGUAAGUUACGUCUGAAGAAGGCAUAUGUCUGGUGAUCUCCAGGGCCCUCACAGGUGGAGGGGAAUAAUUAAUGCGUAGGGAUGUUUAUUUUACUGCCCACUGCAGGUAGAGGGCGCUAGAGCCACUGCCUGUCUGGUCAUGGUGUAGUGAUGGGUGGAUUGAUUUAAAAAAAAAAUAUAUAUAUAUAUAGCCAGGCCCAAAGUUGACUGCUUCUAAACCUUGUAAAGAAAAGACUGUCUCAUGGUCUUUACUUCCUAAGACAGGGGUUCUGACUCUGUCUUUAUUAACCCAAUACUAUUCCUUUUAAUUGCCAAUAGAGUGCUGUACUUAUACUGAUGGUAAUAAUGCAUCUGUUGAUUGUGAUGUACAACAAUACGUCAGAUAAUUCUAUUUCCGUUGAGGAACAAUACUUCUAAUGAAACCAAUGCAGGGAAAAUAAAUGGAUAGACUGUGCUUUUGGAUUUUUGUUUUAAAAACAGAUUUAUAUAGAUUUUAUUUCUCAAUAUAGACAUACAGCAUGUGUCUGAACACUCAAAGGACAGGGCACACUCUUCUAUACCUCAUCCAACACUUCCUGUUUUGAAUAAAUAAACGUUUGGGAGGGCAACAAAGCGGUGUUGGUUGAAGCAAAGAGCACAAAGGGAGCAGCUUAGUUCCAUUUGGCAAAACCUUGACUCCCUAGUUGAUGAAUUGAGUUCUUUUUGCUAAACUGGUCUAAAUCUGUGACUAAAUUAGUAAAUACAUUACAGACUGUUAUGGGACUCUAUAGCUCAAGUGGCUUUGACUGAUGCAUCGGUCAGCUUGCUGUCAUAAUCAACAUAAUCUUGGAAAGAAAAUAAAUGUGGCAAUAAAUAAUGUGUUAUGUAAUGCUUGUUUUCUUUCAGUGAUGAUGUAUGUAAAAUUGUUAAUGAUGUACUAAAUAGAAAUGCCCCAAAGUCAUCUGUGCUUCCAGUUUUGAUCCUCUGUAGUCCAGGAUCCUAAUGCAUGAAACCCAGUAAACUUGUCUUUUCUUUUUCUUGAAUAUUUUACACCAAGUGUACUUAUGUCUGUGAACCAUCACUAAAAACUAGAUAUGUUUUUGGAUGGGUAGGUUGAUGGUCUCAGGACGUCUUUGCUAUGAUGUCCUGUGUUUAUGACUUUAUGACUUGCAUAACAGCUCCACCUAUCCUUGUGAAGCCAGUGCUUGAUCUUGGGGCGAACAUCAGCUGAAAACGGCAUCUUUUGAUCACUGUGUGGAUUGUUUUCUAUUUACUAAAGAUUGAUCUACAUCUAGAUACACUGGAUCAGUUGGUGAUUUUGUGUUUUCUUGGUAGAUUCUGUGUUUCAGAUUCCUGUAGUUUAAGACAUUUCUUAACAAUGUUUUACGUUGCAUUGACAUUGGUAUUGACUUUAUUAUGCUGUUUUAUAUAUCAAUGUGGUUGAUGAAGGCAAACGUUUGGUUUUCUUAACUAAAU
Molecule: messenger RNA, 4190 nt
Organism: Etheostoma spectabile (orangethroat darter)
Lineage: Eukaryota; Metazoa; Chordata; Actinopteri; Perciformes; Percidae
Gene: tefb
Product: TEF transcription factor, PAR bZIP family member b
Exons: 4
Coding region: 330-1427 (365 amino acids)
Biological process (GO): regulation of transcription by RNA polymerase II
Cellular component (GO): nucleus
Molecular function (GO): DNA-binding transcription factor activity, RNA polymerase II-specific; RNA polymerase II cis-regulatory region sequence-specific DNA binding
Source: RefSeq, a predicted model, not a curated record